AAUAUUUGUUGUUGUAAGUGAGGAGAAUCUCUUUUGGCAGCUGAUGUCGAUUUAGAGGGCGGUUUUUUUUUAGAGAGAGAGAGGGAAAGAGUGAGCGAGGGGGCGGGUGUCUCUCGCGCUCGCCUCGCGCAGCCUCACAGACGCUCGUGAAAUCAACACAAGGACGGUGUGCUUCCACAUCUUUCGCUUAUUUUCGGGAUUUUCUGGAUAGACAACACCGUAAUCGAUGCGAGGCCUUGUAACGGACAUUCGCCGCUGAUAUUACGCCCGCGUUUUUUCUGUUUUUGUCGUUUUUUUCCGCCUCAGCGGAGCGUUCGUUGGAUUCGUUAUGAAUUCCAACCCGCUUCCUAACGGCAGACUCCUACCGGACAGCCAGAGCUGGAACUCCUCCGGUUCCGACGAGGAUCUGGACGUCGAACCGGGACCCGGACCGCACGGAGGGGUGGCGGAAUUAGGCGGGGUGCUCAGUAAGUGGACUAACUACAUUCACGGAUGGCAGGACCGCUGGGUCGUGCUGAAGAACAACACUUUGAGUUACUACAAAUCCCAGGACGAGCGCGAGUACGGCUGCCGCGGUUCCCUCUGCCUCAGCAAGGCUGUCAUCACACCUCAUGAGUUUGACGAGUGCCGGUUGGACAUCAGCGUCAAUGAUAGUGUGUGGUAUCUACGUGCUCAGGACCCAGAGCAUCGCAACCAAUGGAUCGAUUUCAUCGAGCAACACAGGGCUGAGUCUGGUUAUGGCUCUGAGUCCAGUUUGAGGAGACAUGGCUCCAUGCUGUCCCUCACAUCAGCCACCAGCGGAUACUCAGCCACCUCCACCUCCUCCUUUAAGAAGGGUCACAGUCUGCGGGAGAAGCUGGCAGAGAUGGAGACGUUUCGAGACAUCCUGUGCAGGCAGGUGGACACGCUGCAAAAAUUCUUCGACGGCUGUGCUGAUGCCGUGACCAAAGAUGAGCUCCAGCGAGACAAGAUCGUGGAGGACGAUGAAGAUGGUUUCCCUACCACUCGCUCCAAUGGAGAAUUCCUGCAUAACAACAACGGCAGCAAGGAGAAACUAUUCCAGUGUUUGAGUCAUAAAGGCAUUAAUGGGAUAGAUUUUAAAGGAGAGGCCAUCACGUUCAAGGCGACCACGGUGGGGAUCUUGGCUACGCUUUCUCACUGCAUCGACCUGAUGGUGAAGAGAGAGGACAGCUGGCAGAAGAGACUGGAUAAGGAGAUGGAGAAGAGGAGGAGGGUGGAGGAGGCGUAUAAAUCAGCCCUGUCCGAGCUGAAGAAGAAGUCUCAUUUUGGAGGGCCUGAUUACGAGGAGGGUCCAAACAGCCUGAUCAAUGAAGACGAGUUCUUUGACGCUGUGGAGGCUGCUCUGGACCGACAGGACAAAAUAGAAGAACAGUCUCAGUGUGAGAAGAGCAGGAUACAGAGGAGCAGUUCAGUGCCUUCAGGAGACAUCUACUCCAGCGUGGGCUCUCACCGAUUCGCUGAGAAGCCCCCCUCUCGUCCUUCCUCUCCCUCGUCUUCUGCUGUAGCCUUCACUCCUUCACUCCAUGAGCACAGAUUCAGUGCUGAGGUAACAGCACACUCAUCCAACACUGUUAUGGCAUGAGAUGACAUGACCUUACAUCGCUAAUGCAUUCGCAAACAUCGCACAUGUAUACAUAUAUCUAGUCAGCGGGA
Sinocyclocheilus anshuiensis is the source of this 1674-nucleotide messenger RNA. Its product is annotated as collagen type IV alpha-3-binding protein-like. Gene Ontology annotation, biological process: endosome organization; retrograde transport, endosome to Golgi; receptor recycling. The coding region runs from base 329 to 1603 and encodes 424 amino acids. The transcript is spliced from 11 exons. NCBI's taxonomy places the organism in Eukaryota, Metazoa, Chordata, Actinopteri, Cypriniformes, Cyprinidae. Gene Ontology annotation, cellular component: trans-Golgi network; recycling endosome; early endosome. The record is from RefSeq and is a predicted model, not a curated record.